UCAUCUCUAAAAGCUGCUACCAAGAGAGCCACCAAGAUUCCCCCAAGAUGAAGGGCUUCCUCUUCCUCCUACUCACCAUCAGUCUCCUGGUUAUGAUUCAGAUACAGACCGGAGUCCUGGGAAACACCACCACCGCCGCCACCACCACCAAGAAACCCAAGAGUGCGACCCCGCCCCUCAGCAGCCUGAGCGGCGGCAGUGUCCUUCUCUUCCUGGCCAACAUCCUCGUCCAGUUCUUCUACCUCAGCUGAGGUGACAUGCCUCAGCCCUAGCCCCGUGCCCCCUGAGACCAUCGCUCGGCUGCCAUCAUCUCUAGCAAGAGAAGCUCCUCCCACCCAGCCCCUGGGAGGGGUUAGUGCCAGAGAUGACCAGGUUGUGGGAAUUGACAGGUAGUGCCUUGGAGGCAUGACCAACACCAGGAGGUACUGAUGUGCAGGGGGCAAGUACCACCCAGCUGGAGGUCAAUAAAGUUGUCCUGUACUUGGA
Molecule: messenger RNA, 486 nt
Organism: Felis catus (domestic cat)
Lineage: Eukaryota; Metazoa; Chordata; Mammalia; Carnivora; Felidae
Gene: CD52
Product: CD52 molecule
Biological process (GO): positive regulation of cytosolic calcium ion concentration
Cellular component (GO): sperm midpiece
Source: RefSeq, marked provisional